Molecule: messenger RNA, 831 nt
Organism: Protopterus annectens (West African lungfish)
Lineage: Eukaryota; Metazoa; Chordata; Ceratodontiformes; Protopteridae
Product: calpain-5-like
Exons: 4
Coding region: 17-622 (201 amino acids)
Source: RefSeq, a predicted model, not a curated record
GAAUCGAAAAUGUCGUAUGCAUAAAGAAGUACAGCCACCAGUACUGAGUUCUACUGAAAGUGACAGUCCCAGUAUCUGUCUACAAUCCCAUCUCACAGAAGGUCGAUACGUCAUCAUUCCAACUACAUCUUCAAAGAAUCACAAAAGGAAGUUUGCAAUUCGUCUCAUAACAGACAAAUACACUAAACUAAGGAAUUUAAUACUGGACCAGCCAGAGACCUCAGAAAAUGGCAAUAUUGAGUCUCCUCAGAGAAUGACAUCUAUCACUAUACUUAAAGCUGAAAGUCUAUGGAUUCCUGGCUUAGACAAAGAACCAGAUACGUACGUCACUAUUGAAUGCGAAGGCACCAAAAUUAAAUCUCAGCUGAAGAAAGACACUGUUGAUCCAGAAUAUAAAUUAAGGGCGCUAUUUUACAGAAACCGUCCACACAAGACUAUUAAAAUCAAGGUAUAUGCAAGUGCAUUCCCCAACGACUAUUUACUUGGGUCGGUGCUCAUAGCAGGGACUCGGAAUGCAUUUGCUAAACGUAAAGUGUAUGAGCUACAAGGUCCCCCAGAAACCAGAGGCAUAUGGCUCCUGCACACUGAGACAUUUUCCAGCGACAACCUGAAUGCCUUCUAAUCAGACUUGCUUAAAGUAGCACAAUUUUCCAAAGAUUAGCUUAUGGCCUCAAGAAAAUUAAAAGUGUCAGUUAUAUAUGACUGAGAAAAAAUGUUUGCUGCUUCAUAAGCUCUUGCUGACAAUAUAUUAUGUGUUCUGGGGGGUGCACUUCAAAAUAUUGACUUGCACCUAAACUCAAAAUACUGAGACCAAAAUAUCUAAAGCUUAAA